CUGAAAACAAACUUGCGCACCGAGGAAUACUUAAGCCAGUACUGCCAUCUCAUGUAUUACACCCCUAAUACGUAGCCCUCCGCCUGGCCGGUAGCCUGCCUAACCUCUUUACAAGCACCCUAAAUUUUCCCUUUCCUCAAACUUCACCUUCUUUACGCCAUUUUCUGCUUUCCAGGCUUAAAAACAACACAGAAUUUCCAAACCAAGGUACCUCCCAGAUAGAAGCAACAUACAAGGCACCAUGGACAACGAGAAGGUCUAUUACAGUCCCUGCGACCCGCCUGCUCCGCCAGACUUCUGUUGCACUAUAGAUACUAGUUGUAUCGUCCUUGCGGCCAAUACAACAGUUCUAUGCUGCCCAAAGGCAAGCAGUGGGAAUUGUCAAGAAAUCAAUGUUAUCGCUUGCAACUUGGAUCAACAGGGCGCCUUUUCGAGUGUCCAGACCACAGUCAAAGAGGGAAAACUACCGACAUGUGGCACAGGCUGCUGUCCUUGGGGUUAUCAUUGCGGACCCGAUGACCUUUGUUACAUGGACGAAGAUCAGAGCAAGCCACCGCCAAUCUUGCAAAGCACGACCAACUUGAUAAUUGAUCAUCCAUCUACUGGCACUUCAUCCUCAUUGAAGCCCAUUCCGACGACUUUCGAUACGUCAGUCACUUCACAGAACCCUUCGUCAUCUUCAUCGCAUGCCUCUCUAGUGACAUUCGCGUCUUCUUCCGGGGACCCAAGCAUCACCGUGAAUGCCGAUCCAGCUGAUUCAUCAAGCUCAACUCUGAGUACAGGCGAGAUAGUAGGGAUAAGCCUAGGGGCUUUCUUCAGCAUCGUACUGGUAGCUCUAGUCGUAUACUUCAUGCAUCGUACGCGAAAAUCUACGGAGAAUUCAAGCGACAAUGAGCAAAGCCAGGAUACAGUGACGCUAGAUAGCAAAGAUAUGGCAAAGUUACAUGAUCCCCACCGAGAGCUUCACGGUACUCCAGUCUUCGAGCUAUCUGGUUAGUUAAGGCACGGGUGACCAUGAUGAUGAUAUAACUAGAUGAAUUUCCUAGUCGGACGACACAGAACUCUGAUAUUCAAGCACACAACCUACUAUUGCA
Daldinia loculata is the source of this 1094-nucleotide messenger RNA. RefSeq lists its product as uncharacterized. The record is from RefSeq and is a predicted model, not a curated record. The coding region runs from base 242 to 997 and encodes 251 amino acids. NCBI's taxonomy places the organism in Eukaryota, Fungi, Ascomycota, Sordariomycetes, Xylariales, Hypoxylaceae. The transcript is spliced from 2 exons.